AUGGGCUACAGCCAGCCGGAUCGCGAAGGACUGGCAGUGGUGUUCGCUGUAACGAAAUUCCACAAGAUGAUUUUCGGAAGGAAGUUUCGUUUGCAGACCGACCACGCACCUUUGGUUCGGAUUUUCGACUCACGGAAAGGUAUUCCGGUGUACACGGCGAACCGUCUUCAGCGCUGGGCGCUGACGUUGCUGUUGUACGACUUCACCAUCGAGUACGUGCAAACGGAGAAGUUCGGGAACGCCGAUGUCCUGUCGAGGCUGAUCAACAACCACGCCAAGCCUGACGAGGAUUACGUGAUUGCGAGCGUGAUUCUGGAGGAGGAUUUGCGUUUUGUGGCGGACGAAGCAGUAAGCUGUCUUCCGCUCAGUUUCAAGUCGGUGGAACAGGAGACGCAAUCCGAUGAACAGCUGCGCAAAGUGUACCGGUAUCUUCGAGAAGGCUGGCCGGAAGAGGCGAAGAUUGUGGAUCCGGAGAUACGCCGGCUCCAUGGAAGGCGAGAUUCGCUGUGCACCGUUGGGAAGUGCAUCAUGUUCGGAGAACGCUUGGUGAUUCCCGAGAAGCAUCGGCAGCGGUGUCUGCGGCAGCUGCACCGGGGACACCCCGGAAUCCUACGAAUGAAGGCGUUGGCGAGAAGUUAUGUGUAUUGGCCGUCGAUUGAUGAGGAGAUUGCCCAGUACGUGAAGGCGUGUAAGCACUGCGCUUCCGUAGCUAGAAGUCCACCGAAAGAAGCACCCGUUCCGUGGCCACGACCAACUGGCCCAUGGAAGCGAGUUCAUGUGGACUACGCCGGUCCCAUCGACGGAAUACUCUACUUGCUGGUAGUCGACGCGCAUUCGAAGUGGCCAGAAGUGGUGCCAACACAACGGAUCACUUCCACAGCCACGAUCAGCAUCUUGAGAAGCAUCUUUGCCCGGCUGGGAAUGCCUGAAACGCUCGUCAGCGACAACGGGACGCAAUUCACGAGCAGCGAGUUCCAGCAGUUCUGCAGCGACAGUGGCAUCGAUCACGUCACCACGGUACCGUUUCAUCCACAGUCGAACGGUCAGGCUGAAAGGUUCGUGGACACGUUCAAGAGGGCGCUGAAGAAGUUCCAGGAGGGGAAGGUCGGCGUUGGAGAAGCGUUGGAUGUUUUCCUGUUAACCUACCGCACAACACCGAAUCGACAGGUCGACGAAGGUAAAUCACCGUCCGAAGCAAUGUUCGGCCGGCGCAUCAGAACAAGUCUGGACCUGCUUCGCCCUCCACCAGAGCGCCCACCGAGUGACGAAAAGGAAGGAAACCGAAGGAGCUUCUCUGCACACGAUGCCGUUUAUGCGAAGGUGUACAGCAACAACAAGUGGCGCUGGGCACCUGGAACGGUAUGUGAGAAGAUCGGCAAGGUGAUGUACACCGUCUGGGUUGAGGAUCAGCGGAUGGUUCGAGCGCAUGUUAACCAGAUGCGCAGUCGUGGCGGUACUACACCAGGUAGCAGCAGGCCGCAGUCAGCACUGCCUCUAGACGUUCUGCUGGAUGCGUGGAGCAUUCCGAGAACUGCGCCGCCGGUCCCAACACCAUCUUUGUUCCCGACGGACCCCACGGACUCGUCAAGAGAGUUCCCACCGUUGCAACCUGCGUCCUCGCCGGUGUCUACGUCCAUGUCCUCGUCAUCUAUGUCUGCUACGUCAGCAUCCCCAGAGUUCGCAUCGGCAGAUAGCGAACCAGUUACUCCGGUACAGCUUCCACGAAGGUCUUCCAGAGCUCGAAGGCCUCCGCAGUGGUUCGACCCGUACCAUCUCUAUUGA
Molecule: messenger RNA, 1782 nt
Organism: Aedes albopictus (Asian tiger mosquito)
Lineage: Eukaryota; Metazoa; Arthropoda; Insecta; Diptera; Culicidae
Exons: 1
Coding region: 1-1782 (593 amino acids)
Biological process (GO): DNA integration
Molecular function (GO): nucleic acid binding
Source: RefSeq, a predicted model, not a curated record